AUGGCUACAGAUUGGAAUCCAGAUGCUCAAUAUUCAAAUCUAAAUAGGGCAUCUGCAGCCAUUCUCGAUUUUGCGCCGCCAUCUGCACUUUCAAUCUCACUCUCCUCAUGCCCAACGCAAUCAUUCGCUAGCAGCUGCAGCUUGUCUAUACUGCCAUCGCUCACUGGCUCACUUGCGUAUCUAGCCAGCUCAACCGAUUUGCCCCGCCAGAAACCAACGCUGCACUCACUUGUCCACAACUUCAACAUUUCUGCCCUCCCAAAGGUACCGACCAGCACACACAACCAUUACCUUCUCUACGGCCAGCUACACCUCCCAUCCUCACGCUUACAUUCCCUCUAUACACGCAGACUCAGCCCCCACUCGCAGCUCCUCGUAUCCAGCAUAUCCCAUCCCCGCCCGCCAACCCGCGACGAGCCAAGUGAAAUGUACAUCACCUACCAAAAGGACAAAGGGGAGUAUGCCAGUGAAUUGGCCUAUUCAGUGGCUGACGGGAUGGCAUCCGCGUCUUCUCUCUUUCACUUUGGUCUGAUUGAUAAGGGUGUCGAAAGCUCCCACUCCCCAUCCACCCCACACACAGCACGCAUAGACGAAGAACCUGACGACGAUGGUUCCGGUGGUCUCAAAGGACAUUUCAGUCUCGGCGGUGAAAUCUACGCAUCCGCACUCGAAAAGUCAGCAGGUGUAUCAACAGGUCUCCGCUUCCAGACACUCCCCGACACUCACUCUCCGCCGACCGUCCUCGUUGCACUCCUCAGCCCCAUCACCGGAUACCUCAGCGGGACAUACGCGGCGACCGUGGCGCGUGGUCUGUCACUGGCAUCGCGGUUUGAGUUCAAUCUAUUUUCGUACGAGAGCGUCACCACGCUUGGCGCUGAGUGGGCCAUCCACCGCAGCGAAGAGGGCGAGAGGGAGCAGGAGAGGAAUGACGAUGACACUUAUUGGGAUGAGAACUCGCAGGAACUCAAACUCAAACCUAAUGCAGUUAACUCUAUCCCUCUGUCGGCUUCUACAGCCAUAGACGAGAAAGACCCCAUUCAGGGCUACGUGAAAGCUAGAAUCACGACAGAGAAGUCAGUAGCACUUCAAUACGCAGGGAGACUCAAGUCCCUCCUCAUUUCCCUCGGUCUCGUCGCCGACCUCAGCAACCCUCACAAACCCGUUCAGAGCAUUGGAUUAGAGCUGCAGUAUCUCUCUCCCGGUAACGAGCCGGAGUAG
Wallemia ichthyophaga EXF-994 is the source of this 1218-nucleotide messenger RNA. RefSeq lists its product as uncharacterized. The transcript has 3 exons. The record is from RefSeq and is a predicted model, not a curated record. Gene Ontology annotation, cellular component: ERMES complex; SAM complex. Gene Ontology annotation, biological process: mitochondrial outer membrane translocase complex assembly; establishment of mitochondrion localization; phospholipid transport. NCBI's taxonomy places the organism in Eukaryota, Fungi, Basidiomycota, Wallemiomycetes, Wallemiales, Wallemiaceae. Bases 1 to 1218 code for a protein of 405 amino acids.